Asterias rubens (European starfish) is the source of this 753-nucleotide messenger RNA. Its product is annotated as 39S ribosomal protein L30, mitochondrial-like. The transcript has 3 exons. Gene Ontology annotation, molecular function: structural constituent of ribosome. Lineage: Eukaryota; Metazoa; Echinodermata; Asteroidea; Forcipulatida; Asteriidae. Gene Ontology annotation, cellular component: large ribosomal subunit; mitochondrion. The coding region runs from base 21 to 542 and encodes 173 amino acids. Gene Ontology annotation, biological process: translation. The record is from RefSeq and is a predicted model, not a curated record.
AUCAAAAGGCAAAAAACAAAAUGGCAGCUAACAUCAGAGAAUUAUCGUUACGGUUUCACAAAAUUGUUCAGUUUCUAAGACCAGGGUCGUGUUUUGGCAUCCAAGGAAGCCUAAACCUAACAAGGCAGUGCUCAUCUUUGACACCCAGACCACCAUCUUCAGAAGGAGCACUUGAGGAAGAUGAGGAUAGACCCCACAUGCUCCAUGUAGUAUGGAGAACACGCUCUUUAAAGAGGAGACCUUAUUGGGAGAGGAAAAUCAUCCAGCAACUAAUGCUACAGAGGAACGACUUUCCUGUUGUCCACAAAAACAUAGAAAGUGUCAACAUUCUCCUCCGUAAAGUGCGACAUCUGAUACGCGUCAAACCGCUUAGCCUCAAAUACGGUCUGCCAAACGGAGACUACAGUUCCACCCUCCUCAAAUGGAAUGGAGAGUUCAUUGUGAAUAGGAAACUUGAUAACAUUGGACACGAAAUACCAGCUGGAAAAGAGACUAGUGAAUCAAGCAAAGACAAUUUGACUGAGGAGGAGAGUUUAAGAUGAUGAUCUCCUACAAUUCAAUUUUUUGUUUGUUUUUGUAAAUGGUUAUGUGGAGGGUCAGGCGAAGCGGAAUUCCUUACUAUUUCAAGAUGUUUUAAAUUUGCCACAGGGAUGAAAGGAUAUUAUAUGUUUCUACCCGUGCUCAAGGGCACAAGUGUCUUGAGCUCGUAUCCAGGCCUGAUACUUCAAUUAGGCCUGAUACUUCAAGGAGGCA